Molecule: messenger RNA, 947 nt
Organism: Anopheles stephensi (Asian malaria mosquito)
Lineage: Eukaryota; Metazoa; Arthropoda; Insecta; Diptera; Culicidae
Exons: 2
Coding region: 277-750 (157 amino acids)
Source: RefSeq, a predicted model, not a curated record
CUGCGGAUCAUCAACCAGCCGUCGUCGACAAACAAUCACUUUCCUAGCACCGGCCAUUAAAUUGCGAUGCAGCGCGGUACGAUUGAGAAAUAAGCUAACGAAGCGAGGAUAUUGCGGCUGGCUGAUGCUGAGAAGCCUGGUAGCUUUCAACCGUAACAAGAACGCUCCUUCCCAGCAUGGUAAACUUCACAUUGGGGUUUUAUAUUUGUUGCAGCCGUACCACCGCUGCAUCUGCAAUUCUACGACUAUGAUGAUGAGAAUGGUCGUUAUCCGCGAAUGUCGAGAAAGGAGCAGCUGCACCGAUGGGACACGUUGCACGGCAUGGUAUGGGUACCUUGCGAUUCCGCCAGGAACGUACCGCCGAGUGCGGUCGAAUGUGAUAGUGCCAGCGGGAAGCGCAAGAAACUCUACCUAGGCCGUGCUGAACACGCCGGUUCCAUUACGCCCGGAUUCAUCGAUCCGGUCAAGAAGAUCUGUACCAUACCGUGGGGCGGUAAGGCUCACGAGAAGAAGAUGUACGAUUUCCUGUGCACACCGGGUAAGUUUGUACCGUGCGAUGACACGAACACGCUGCUCCGUGCCACACCGGCCGGUGUGUCGGAGCAGGGUGAACCGUUGUACCUCGGUCGGGUAGAGGUGAACGGGCGGCUGAUCUGUGGCAAGGUGCAACGGUCACAUGCCGUUUGUUACGUACCGCACAACAGUAAGGAGAAGGCAUGGCAAAGCUUUGAAAUUUUUCUUAAAUCAUAAAGAAACACACUCCAGUACAUAUAUAUAUACUCAUAACUGUGGACGGAUUACGCUUAAGUGGGUGGGUACACUUAAUAGGCUGUGCAUGCAACAUGAACACUAGGGUAAGGGCGAUCGGUUACACCGAACCGAUUUUAGGCAGUAGAAAGUGACAAACGAAACGGACGUGAGUAUGGUAAUAAAUGUGUUCUCUUCUA